AUGAUCAAACAUCAAAAUUCAUUGUUUUUAGAAGGCCUCCAAAUAGUUACCCUAUGUUUCGUUUGGUAUGGUGUAUCGGCAGUAGGCAAUGUUAUUGUAAAAGAAUUACUCAAUGAAUUUCCGUUUCCAUUGACAGUUACACUUGUACAACUUUUCAGUGUCUGGAUCUUAAGUAUCCCACUACUUCAUUUUUUGAAAGUACCACCACCUGAAUUUCUUCACCAAAAUCGAAUAUAUUAUUUGAAAGUCAUUAUUCCAUUAUCAGUAGGCAAAUUUCUCGCACAACUAUCAUCACAUGUUAGUCUUUGGAAAGUACCUGUUUCUUAUGCUCAUACAGUCAAAGCAACUAUGCCUCUAUUCACUGUACUCUUGUCACGUUUAAUUCUACGUGAAAAACAAUCAUUACCUGUUUACUUCUCCCUUAUUCCUAUUAUUAUUGGUGUGAUUGUUGCAACAGUUACAGAAAUUUCAUUCAAUGCAGUUGGCCUUAUUAGUGCUUUACUCUCAACAUUUGGUUUUUCAUUACAAAAUAUUUAUUCAAAAAAAUCUCUAAAAGAUAUUUCAAUUCAUCAUUAUGCAUUACUUGCUUUAUUAGCUAAAAUAUCUUGGUGCUUGUUUGUACCGUUUUGGUUUUUUUAUGACGGUAUUGAUAUAUAUUCUAAUACGAAAUAUCAUUCUCAUAAUAGAGCGAUGAAAAUAUUUUUCUAUUUAUUUAUUGAUGGCAUACUGAAUUUUUUACAUAAUGUGGUAGCUUUCACGAUGAUUUCACUGGUAUCACCAUUAUCAUAUAGUAUCGCGAAUAGUACAAAACGAAUAGUUGUUAUUUGCAUCUCAUUAUUUAUAUUGAGAAAUCCGGUAACAACAACAAAUGUUCUGGGCAUGAGUUUAGCUCUACUCGGUGUUAUGUAUUACAAUAAAGCUAAAUAUGAUCAACGUCGUGCUCAACACAAACAAGCUAUUAUACCAUUGGUUCGAAGUCAACCAAAUUUUAAUUCAAUAAAUUUUGAUCAUAUUCGAAUGAAUCAUCCUGAUGCUGAAUUAACAGUUCGACAUCAUCCAAUAUUAAAUAUGAAUGGCCCAUAUUAUAAUGGUUUUAUUCCGAAUUAUGCAAGUCAAUCAUAUAAAAAUAUUUAA
Molecule: messenger RNA, 1134 nt
Organism: Rotaria socialis
Lineage: Eukaryota; Metazoa; Rotifera; Eurotatoria; Philodinida; Philodinidae
Source: the annotation of a GenBank genome assembly